This is a messenger RNA of Amblyraja radiata (thorny skate), 7254 nucleotides long. RefSeq names its product switching B cell complex subunit SWAP70b (gene swap70b). The record is from RefSeq and is a predicted model, not a curated record. The transcript has 12 exons. Lineage: Eukaryota; Metazoa; Chordata; Chondrichthyes; Rajiformes; Rajidae. Bases 374 to 2137 code for a protein of 587 amino acids. Gene Ontology annotation, cellular component: cytoplasm; nucleus.
AGUUUGAAGAAGGGUUCCGUCCCGAAACGGCGUCUGCCCAUUCUCCCCACAGCUGCUGCUUGACCCGCCGCGUUCCUCUGGCACUUUUUUAUCAAGAUAUUCCUCUAGUAUCUUUGCUUUUUAUGCUCAAGAGUUGAGCAUUUGCAGUUUCAUUUGCCGCCAGUAUUCCACCUAAUACUUUCUGAACCUAGUUUGCAGGGUUUGUGCAGCAGAAGGAGUUGCAGGCGGCGGCCGCUUGGCGGUGGCUGGAGCGGGUUCCCCGCGGGGGAAGGUGCGAGCUACGCCGUGCCUCGCCUCCCUCCCUCCCUCCGGCCGACGUGCGGAAGAGGCCGGUCCCGGCUCCAGGAGAGAAACCCACUAACCAGAGGCAGCGAUGGCGCUUCGAGAGGAGUUGCUGAAAGCCAUCUGGCAUGCAUUCACGGCCCUGGAUGUCGACAAAUGCGGCAAAGUGUCCAAGUCUCAACUCAAGGUUCUCUCACACAGUUUGUGCACAGUUUUGCAAGUGCCUCACAAUCCAGUGGCUCUGGAAAACCAUUUUAAGGAUGAUGAUGAAGGACCAGUAUCCAACCAGGGAUACAUGCCAUAUUUGAACAGGUUUAUCUUGGAUAAGGUUCAACCCAACAGCUUUGAUAAAUGUGACUUUAACAGAAUGUGCUGGACUCUAUCUGUUAAGAAAAAUCUGAACUGCAACACCUUAUUGAUCAGUGAUGACGAUGCCUUCAAAGUGUGGUGUAUCUUUAACUUCCUCUCAGAAGAUGUGUAUCCCUUGAUCAUAGUCCCAGAGGAGAUUGAGUAUUUCCUCCGGAAACUGACCGAGGCAAUGGGAAUAAAUUGGCAGCAGGAGCAGUUUGAAGAUUACAGAUCUCAUCUUGGAGACAAGUGGAGUGGCCUUUCUGUUUGGGAGUUCAUCAAAAUGGUUGGAUCAGGAUUGUACUCGAAGGCCAUGAACAGACAAACAUUGUCAAUGGCAAUCAACGAAGUUUACUGUGAACUCAUCCUUGAUGUCAUGAAACAGGGCUAUAUGUGGAAAAAAGGACAUAAGAGAAAGAACUGGAAUGAGCGCUGGUUUUUGCUGAAGCCUGAUUUAAUUUCGUAUUAUGUUGGUGAAGAUUUGAUGGAGAAGAAGGGGGAGAUUUCAUUGAAUUCUAAGUGCUACGUGGAGUCUCUACCAGACAAGGAUGGGAAGAAAUGUCUCUUGCUGAUAAAAUGCUCUGAAAGGAGUUUUGAGAUUAGUGCAUCUGACAAAAAAAAGAAACAAGAAUGGAUCCAAGCUAUUCAAACAGCCGUCAACCUACUAAAGGACGAAAGGCUUCCUCCGCACAUGGAAGGUCGUCAGAAGCGGCGGGAACUACGGCAGAAGCAACAAGCGGAGCAGGAAGAGAUAACACGGAGAAUGAAGGAGCUGCAGUUGGCAAAUGAAGAUAAACAACAAGAGUUGGAAAAAAUGCGUAAGGAACUAGAAGAGGCUGCAGAACAAGCUUCACUUGAGGAGCAGAAGCGUCUGCAAACUCAAAUGCAAUUACAAGAUCGAUUUAGGCAGGAACUUGAACGAGAAAAAAAUAUCAGAGAGCAUAUGGAAGAGCAAGUGGCUCAAAAGUCUUCUGAACUGGAACAGUACUUGCAACGUGUCCGUGAGUUGGAGGGCAUGUAUAAGAGGCUUGAGGAGGCCCUUGAAGAUGAGCGUCAGGCUCGACAGGAUGAGGAAUCUGUUCGUAAGCUUCAGAGCAGAUUGCUGGAAGAGGAGUGCAGUAAACGACAGGAUUUGGAGAAGCUUCAUUUACAGCAACAACAAACGAUCCUAUUGACUGAAGCAGAAAAGCAAGAAUUGGAAAAUGAGAGAGCUGAAAAAGAUCAGGCACUGGAAGAUGCAAUGAAGCAACUGGAGGAGCUUGAGUGGGAGAGACAGCAAGCUCUUGAGCAAUAUGGGGAGGUGGCAAAAAAAUUAGAGUUGGCAGCCAGUAAGACAAACAACUGGAAAGACAAGGUGGCACAACAUGAAGGAUUGCUCCGACUUAUACAGCCAGGUUCCAAGGGUCCUCAGCUGAUCACUAAUUGGGGACCAGCAGCCUUCACAAAGGCUGAGUUGGACCUGCGGGAAAAGACCUGGCAAAAACAAAAAAACACAGCAGCACAGUAAUCUGUCAUUUAACGUAUGAAGUAUUGGACUGUAUUGUGCAGGAUAAUCACCUGAGUACACACUGGAUGGAAGUGCCAAGGACAUAUUCGUCGUGGAAGUAGUUGUGAUUAUGACAAUGAAGUAUUUUAUACUAAAGUGUGAAUAUUUAGUGUCCAGAUAUACAUCGGGAGGACAAUUCAUUUGGUUAAUGUGUAUUUUUAUUAGGCUUUUCAAUAAAUGUUUUCAUUGCUUCAAAUAUUUUUAAAUUCUGCUUUCAGCAUUCUAUAAUGUUUGCAAUAUGUUUGAAAAGGCUUGUUUUUGCCUUGUCUCUUUUAUUGCAUUUACACUGGAAACUUAGAGCCAAAUCUGACUGACUUAGUUGAGUAACUUUGAAUUAACACAAGGUAAAGUAAGCUUGCAUUAUGGAUUUCAUUUAUAGAGUUGCCUUUUUUUUACGCAAGAGAGGCAAUUGGUCAGAUGCUUGUGCAAUCUCAAUUCUAUGUCACCACUUGUAGACCCUGACCUGGUAAUUAUUUAGUCAAGUGCUUGAUAUUCUGUUUAAAUCAACAGGAUCUCAAGUUGCGCAUACCAAUAUGUUAAGGUGACAGAUACUAUUUAGAUAUUUUUGGCCAUGCAUUCCUUAUUUACUAUAGUAGUAUGAGUCUUUCCAAAUCCUAAAAUCCAGAGGCGAUUAGACUAGAUUUGGAUUAAGUUUCCAAAUUUUUUAACCGAUGUGUCAGUAGGGUGGUACAGUCGCACAUCGAUAGAGUUGCUGCCUUACAGCACCAGAGACCCAUGUUCGAUCCUACUGGUGCAGUCUGUAUGGAGUUUGUACGUUCUCCUCAUGACCUCCAUGGGUUUUCUCUGAGAUCCCGGUUUCCUUACACACUCCAAAGAAGUACAGGUUUGUAGGUUAAUUGAAGGCUUGGUAUAAUUGUAAAUUGUCCCUAGUGUGUGUAGAAUAUUGUAAGUGUUUGGGGAUCGCUGGUUGGCGCUGACUAGGUGGGCCGAAGGGCCUGUUUCCGCGCUGUAUCUCUAAACUAAAGUGAAAACAUUCACAAAGAAAAUGAAGGAGAUGAAUAACAGUGAGUGCUCUAACCUGUUACAGAACGGAAAGCUUGUCAGAAUUUUGUCUUGAGAUUGCAAGCACUAAGGAUGUGGAAAAUAUUGUCCUCAGUAAAAUUGCUGAAUUGCAUAUGUUUGUACAGUGACUAAUUAUUUGUUAUUUCUUAACUUAAAUCUUAAUUGAGCGUCAUAAUUUACUUGAUUUAUUGAUCUGAAAUGCUCCUUGAAAAAUUGCGUGGAUUAUUUUAUGAUUCAAGUUUGCUAAUAAAAAGCAGAUAUUUUAGACAGCUUUUAAGGUAGUGGGUGUGUCUUUUGUUUUAUCUAAAUGCAUAUUAGGAGUGAAUGCAAGCUAAAUCUAUCCAUUGCAAUUUUUGCUUGUGCAUUUUAUAAACUGAUGUACUACUAUUGAAUGUUUCUCAAUUGAAAGAUACUCUGGUCAAUUGAAGUGAAUCAGUUGUAUUCUAUUCACAUCCACCAAAAAGCUUUGAAGGAUUGAAUUGCAAGUAAUUUAUUCUUUUAAUCAUUGCCUACCGCUCAACAGGUUUGUUAAAACAAUGGUUGAAUACAUGCACGUUCUACAUGCCAAUGGCCUUUUCACAAGUAUAACAUUGUGUUUAUAGAAAUAAAUUGAAAUUUGUACAUGCAUGAGACCAAGUGGUCCUAUAGUGAGGAAUAACAGCCAAUGAAAAUACAAAAAUAAAGGCUAAUUUCUUGAAAAUACAUUUUGGCAGAAGAGGCCAAAGCAGCUAGUGUGCAAGGAAACUUCAUUAAUCCCAAAUGCAUUUUUACCCUAAAACAUUAUGCAAGUUCUGUAUAGUUUUGUCAUAAUGAUUGCAUUGAAAAUUUGUAUUGGCAGAAGUCAUGCGAAUUGCUGAUGUUGUGUCUGUUUAAUUUGCUUGUUGGUGAGAUGAAUGGCAGUGCAGUAAAGUCAAUUGGUUCACUGAUGAUCUGAACAAAUAGUAUUCAAGCCACACUGAAAUAAUCAGCCGAUUUAUCCAGUUUAUAUCAGCAAUGUGCCAGGUUGCAUCCAUUCUCUGCUGAGUUAGCUGAUUUCUUUCAGAGUAGCCAUCUAGUAGAAGGCAACAUUGGCCAGUUCUCAUUCCUGAGAUGCUUCUUAUUAAAGAUACAAUUAUGUAGGUUUUGAAUGGGGUUAAAGUUAACAUGAUUUUCAGAGAAAAGGAACAGGUGAUGUUUUGUGUCAAGAUCCUUCUUCAGACUGAAAAAGGGUCUUGACCCAAAAUGUCACCUAUUCCCCUUUGUCCAGAGGUGCUGUCUGACCCCCUGAGUUACUCCAGCUUUAUGAGUCUAUCUUUGGUUUAAAUCUGCAUCUGCAGUUCCUUCCGAACCAUUACUUGAGAUAUUACUGUGACCAUGGAUGGCCACAUGAUGGGUCAAUGUCCUCAAGCAUGAGGUAAUACAUAUCCGGCUGUAAACAGUCUACUUCCACAGAACAUUUCGAUCCUGGAUGAAUGAUGGAUUUGCAAUCUUUGCAUCAAACAAUAUUUUCCAAAGGAGUUCUUAAUGAAAUGUAUGAUAUUCUGUGGGAAGACUUUCGAACAUGCUCUAAUGUCUGGGAUCGACAUCGUGUUGAAUUUCAACUUCACAGCUAUGGGACUUUCCAACUUACUGGGUAGAUCUCUGCUGUCUUUCUCAAUUUGCUGCUCACCAUUGCAUCAGACAGGACACCCAGGCACUGUAUAAGUGAAGAAAAUGAUUUCAUCUAUUUUGAUGGGGCACGUCGGGCACUGGGAUCUACCAGCAUUGCUGGCUUUCCAUGGGUAGAUUUAGCCGUUGAUGGCACUCAGGUCCACAAAGACACCUCUCAAUAACCACGACAUUGUGAACUGAAAUUAUUUCACUUUCUCAACGUGCAGGUCAUUUUAAAUAACAAUAAUUUUCUCUUAAUGAAAGCCAUGCUUCUGUGGUUCAAAUGAUUCCUUCAUCCUGAGAAAAUCUUAAAUUACGGAUCUUUUCAGUGAAUGGCAGUACGGGGAAGGAUGGGUUCUGAGGAUAAGGUUACCUUCAACUACCACUGGCUGACUCCCCGUACUAAUGUGUAGAUAUGAGAACCUUGCAUGUACCAGGAUAGCAGUGAAAAGUGCCAUUGAUUCCCUAAAGAUGAGAUAGUGUUACCUCCCUUAAUCCAGAGGCUAUUGCAGCAUGAAUCAAGGAUAUGUGGAGACUUAUCAUUGCAUGCUGCAUCUGUAUAGUUUAACAAACCAUUGACCACAGCCAGUUGGAGACCGAGUAAGACCAGCCCUUUUACUCAGGAGUCUGGGGGUCAUGGAGCAAAGCCUAAAGGUCUUUAAGAAGGAACUGCAGAUGCUGGAAAAUCGAAGGUACACAAAAAUGCUGGAGAAACUCAGCGGGUGCAGCAGCAUCUAUGGAGUGAAGGAGAUGGCAAAGCAAAGCCUAAAGGUCUGUUGUAUCAAUAGGACCAGGGGCAAGUGACAGGUUCCAGGUUGAUAUAUGUGGGUACUUGGCACCCACAGUCUCAUCUUGUUAGCCAAGCGCUAGCUAUAUGUGCUUUCAUGAUGAAGAUGCAAAAUUAGAUUUCACAAAACCACAAUCCAAUCUUCAAUACCAAGAUAAUGCUGAAAUGGACAGAUUUCUGUUCCAGUUACUUUAAGGGCUUGCCACAACUUCUCUAUAUUUCCUCACGUGGAUCUUGGUUAGGGAGCUCAGACGGCUGCAUUAAAAAAGAAUGUUUCCUGUGAGGAUCUCCACUCUGCUGAAGUAAACUGCUGUGCUGGUCACCUGGACAUAUCUUGUGUGACCAUGCAAUUUCCUUUGGCAUUGCUUCAUUGUGUGGGAGAGUUCCUGGAGGAGGCUACUGAAGCCAGGCGUAUCAGGAUCUUCUAAUGGUGGACCAGGCAGGUCUCUUGGCCCUCUCUCUACAUGUUGCCCAGGAACUUCCUCCUGAGCAUCAUCACAGGUUGUGUCUGAAUUAUUAUGGAAAUUGUGGCCUUCUCUGCAGAUUUUCUUGUUUUGGCUGUACAGGGAGCGCCUUUAAGGGUCCAUUUUGGAACAUAUGGCAAUAAAAAACACUCUUCUCUGGAUUCUCUUUAAAUGCCAUACAGCAAAGUAUCAGGAACUACGUGGCAUUUGGUGAGGUCCUAUAAAGAAGCAUGUUGGUCCUCUCUCAGUGUUUUUUUCUGGGUUUAAACCAUGCCUUGUUUCAGCAUGAUUUUUGUUUUUACAGUUUUGUGGUUCUUUGUGGGGAAACUCAACUGGGUGCUGGCAACAAAUGCAGCUGUCUUUUAGCAUAUCAAAAAUAGGAGCCAUCCAUUUUCUAGGGAGAUGUUAUUAAGUGUUACACUGCCCAAAACCUAGGGAGAUGUUAUUAAGUGUACACUGCCCAACAUCUUGAACCACCUUGAUACUUUACAUGGCCUGUUCCAUUGGAACAAGUAGGGUCUUCAAGAAAGGAAAUGAGAGCUAGGCAAUGUUUUCUUUGAAAAUGGCUUGACCGUUUCAGUAAUUUUAAAAAAUGGCAAAAGGAUGUUUAGGGAAGCCACUGUGUGUACCUCAGUUGGUGUACAAAGAACAACAGAUUUGAAUACAAUUUUAUUAAUUCAAACUCCAUUUGAAAAUGUGUUAACAUUGUUAACAAAAGUGAACAUGUAUACUGUUUUAUUUGGAAAAAAUAUAGAGAAAGAGGGCAUAACCUUCAUAACAGGCUUCUAACUGAAAUAUGUAUUUUAACUUGGUUAUGUUAUUCGAGAGAAUAAGAUUUUUUGUCUUUGAUAAAAAUAAAUUAGAUAUUUUGGAAACUAUGAUAUUCACUGUAGAUUCAUUUAUUAAUUUGGUGAGAGUUCUCUUGUUCUAUUACUCCUUGACUUUAACUGAAUUCUCUUCAAUUAGAAUUGGAAUCUUAUUAUUCAUAGAUCAGCUGAAAUAAUAGAAUUUGUGUGGAAAAACUCGUCUAAUAUUUCAAGGUUCACAUUUUGGCAAUUUACUGUUAACAUGCUUGAACUAAUGUUCGUAACCGCAGAGAAACCGACUAUUGUACAACUAUUUGUAAGUCUGUUUUAAAAGCAGAAAGGCGUUAAAAAAUAAAGAUAUACAUCAAA